AUGGCCGGGAAUAUAUCAAUCUCGCCAUUUCUCUUCCAGCGUUGCUUCCAGCAAGCGUGGUCCGGAUCGCGACGGGCUCGAGUCAAUUAUGGCAGCACCAAAUAUGGAAAGAAACCCGGUGAUAAUGACACUCUGCAGCUUCCACGGAGAUUUGGAAUCGCUGUCAGUGGCGGCGCCGACUCCAUGGCUCUGGCAUACCUAUGCAAGCAACUGGAACGAUCUUCGGAUGUUGCUGGGGCCAUCUCUGUCACUGCUUUUGUGGUAGAUCAUCGUGCCCGUCCAGAAAGCACUAUCGAAGCACAAAAGGUUGCUGGCUGGCUUCGUGAUAUGGAAAUCAGGACCCAUAUCCUUAGUUUGGACUGGUCUGGAAUUACUUCAAGUCAGAAUGAAUUGUCUUCGCCAAAGUCCGGAGCAUCGAGUCCCCUGCCAUCCGCCUUUGAGACACAUGCUCGACGGCUCCGUUUCCAAGCCCUCGGCAUAGCUUGUCAUGAGUUCAAACUUGAAACAUUGCUUUUAGGCCAUCAUCAAGAUGACAACAUCGAAACCACCAUUUGGCGGCUCUCCACUGGGGCAACUGGGUUAGGACUUGGCGGCAUCCCCGAAGUUGCUCGAAUCCCCGAAUGCCAUGGUCUCUUCGGGGCUUCUGAGAGCUGGUCAACUACAUCAAUUCCCACAAAACCACCGACAAAACCGCAACCCAAAGUUCGAUUCGAUAACCAGAAGCAUGGAUUCAUCACUUUUCCUGACUCAAACGCUCGGACAGAUAAAACCCACUCCAGUCUCACAUCCAAUGUAAACAUGGCAAGCCCUGGCAUAUUCAUCUGCCGACCUCUACUCUCUUUCACCAAAACAAGUCUUCUGGAGACCUGCCACAAAAACAAAGUCCCCUACGUCUCCGACCCAACAAAUUUCGACCCAACCCUCACUCCCCGGAACGCCAUCCGCAGCCUUCGCACCUCUAACUCCCUACCCCGUGCGCUGGAAUCACAAUCUAUCCUCUCCCUAAUUCGUUCAAGCCAAGACCUCUUCCAGAGGUCAAACGAGCUUUCCAACUACCUCCUCUCAUCCCAAUGCCGAAUCCUAAAUUUCAACCCCAAGGCAGGGUCAGCGGUCAUUCAAUUUCUAGACACAAGUCCAGCAUCCAUGGACCCCCAACUGGCAACAUUAUCAGCCUCUCGAACCCGCCAGAUCCAGACCAUCGUUCUCCGCCGCAUCACAGAACUAGUCUCUCCAUUCCCCGAUAGCCAUUUCUCGCUACGCAGCUAUGAGCCGCUAGUUUCCAAUGUGUUCCCCGGUCCAGAUGGCCCUCAUGGCGCAAGCGCCACAUCCAAUGACCAGAAAAGGAGAAAAGCCUUCACGGUAGCGGGGGUUCUGUUCCAGCGUCUCACGAACGAAGCCUCCACGCUUGGAAAGUCCCAUGACCCACGUCCCGGGGGUGAUAAUAUCUGGUUGCUAUCCCGGCAACCAUUCAUGAGAGAUCGGGACCCCGUGACGCAGAUCAAUGUUUCGCCUAGUGGCAGUUUCACUCCGUGGGUUUUAUGGGACAACCGGUACUGGAUGCGGCUUCGUCUCGUUCCAGUCGACCGUGAUCCCAGUGAACUGGGGGAUCAAUUGAUAAGUGUUCCUCUUACAAUACGCCCGUUCCAUAAAUUUGAUAUGGAAAGGCUACGCAAAGAUGCGGUUAAUCCAAGGGUGCAGGGGCGAACGAAUAUGGAUUCUGCUGCUGAUCAGAAAAUGCCCGGGACUUUUGAGCACCUCAAAGCCCUCUUGUCUGCUGAAGCGCCUGCUCAGCUACGCUUCACCUUACCUGUGAUAUCAAGGGAAGGAAUCGUGUCUAAGCCAGGAAAGCCCUCGGGUCAGAAGGUUUGGCAACAGCUGGCAUUGCCGACUUUGGACUAUCGGCUAUCUGGUCAUUCAGCUAAGUAUUCUUCUCUCAGCGAGGUGGAAUUGGUACAUCUACGCUGUCACUGGAAACUGAAAUGGCAGUGGAUGUACAAAAUGAUUGACACUGAGGCACUACGCCUGAUGGGCUGGCCGGUGGGUAAAGAUGCCGAAGAGGCUUAG
Messenger RNA from Penicillium samsonianum, 2064 nucleotides. RefSeq names its product tRNA lysidine(34) synthetase. The transcript is spliced from 3 exons. Gene Ontology annotation, biological process: tRNA processing. NCBI's taxonomy places the organism in Eukaryota, Fungi, Ascomycota, Eurotiomycetes, Eurotiales, Aspergillaceae. Gene Ontology annotation, molecular function: ligase activity, forming carbon-nitrogen bonds; ATP binding. The record is from RefSeq and is a predicted model, not a curated record. Bases 1 to 2064 code for a protein of 687 amino acids.